Messenger RNA from Letharia lupina, 1854 nucleotides. RefSeq lists its product as uncharacterized. NCBI's taxonomy places the organism in Eukaryota, Fungi, Ascomycota, Lecanoromycetes, Lecanorales, Parmeliaceae. The record is from RefSeq and is a predicted model, not a curated record. Bases 1 to 1854 code for a protein of 617 amino acids. The transcript has a single exon.
AUGAUAUGGUCAGAAGAAGACGUACAAAAUUAUCAAGACGAGAGAGAUCGUAGAGCAACUACAAGAUUUGUCAUAAGGGCUACUGCAGUAGAUCUGGACAAGAACUAUGCUCCCUUUGAAGACGGCUAUUCUGGAUUAUUCUACUUGAGGCGGGCUCCGACAGAUAGCAACGGCGGCAAAGGAGGCGCAAAUGACGAUGUUGACGAAGACCAGGUAUUGCCCUGGCUGAGCAUGUCUGCAAGCACGGAUAUGCCCACUCGAAUUGUUGGCAGAGCAAUUGGAGCGCACUCGGACUUCGACUUGGGCAAGCAAUGGAUCGAACAAUGUAUUGCCGCACACCGUGGCUGUUCUCAAGCAUCGAAUUCUGAACUCCCAACCAGAUUGAUUGACGUUGGGCUUCCUGAUGGGUCUAUCGAGCCUCGACUAGUGGAGACGAAAGGCCAACAAGGCAAAUACGUGGCGCUGAGCCACUGCUGGGGGACUUCUAAGCCUCCAGUGACUGAUUCUUUAUCAUUCAACAGGUACCUUCAAGCGAUCCCUUUUGUGAGCUUACCGAGAACUUUUCAGGAUGCCAUAACAGCCGUCCGUCGUCUAGGUUAUCGGUAUCUAUGGAUAGAUUGUUUCUGUAUUAUCCAGGGGGACAGUAGAGACUGGCAGAUAGAGUGUGCUCGGAUGGCACAGACAUUCCGUCAAUCCGUCGUCACAAUCGCUGGACCAGCAGCAGACAAUACCGAUGCAGGGUUCCUUCGCGAGCGACCAGUACCCAUCGUGGAGCCUUGUGAGCUUGAGCUGCGAGAUGUGAAUCUCAAAGUCUUGGGUACAGUUACCAUAAGCUUCCUAGACUACUAUGACAGCCCUCUACCAAGGCCAGAGAAAGACUCGCCGUUGGCGACUCGCGCCUGGAUACUGCAAGAGAGGCUGCUGUCUCCGCGAAUCUUGUACUUUGGUAGCGGGAAGAUGUACUGGGAAUGCCAGUCAGUGGAAUGGUACGAGAAUCUGCUAUACCCUUGGGUUGAGAUAGCCCUUCCAACUGUUUCGAAGAGGGUUCUGUCGUCGCCACUGGAUGAUUUCAAUUUGCGUGCAGUCUGGUAUCUCAUCGUUGGCACCUAUACUCAAUGUAAGCUCACGGACGGAAAAGACAAGCUACCCGCGCUCUCAGGUUUAGCCUACCAAGUUCAGAAGAUGAACAACGACACUUACCUUGCCGGGUUAUGGAAGGAAGACCUACUCACCGGUUUAACCUGGUACACGCCAAACCAAAGCGUCCACGAGCCCAAGAGCCUAAGGCGGGCGAAACAGAACGCACCGUCCUGGUCUUGGGCGGCCUGUGAUGAUCGGGUCCUUUUUCUCAACAUGUUUUCAAGGCCUAAAGAAAACCUAAGGAUUGACCUUGAGGUUACAGAUGUUCAAGCGGAAGCUGUUGGCUAUGAUCCGUAUGGUCAAGUGACCUUCGGUAGGCUGAAAGUUGAAGGAAAGCUCAAAGCUUCUGUGAUUCGGAGAUUCUACCACCGUGAGCUCGCAGUCUACAAACUCUACUUAUGCAUGUCUGGAAUGGACAAUCGGAAACUCGCCGAAUACUACUCAGAUGCAGGAGAGGCGGCUUUUGUUCAAAGCGAGUCGGACACAUAUGAGCGUAACGUCAUUACUUUGUUGAUAGGUUUUGGACAGCGAAACAGGUGGUUUGGCCUGGCACUGGUAGCAGAUGAUAGAGUGCCUGGUGUGUACAGACGGCUGGGCCUAAUCCAACAUACGCCGUUAAAUCGCUUUGAUCCUAACGGAGCGCUGGACGUUCUGACGGAAGAGGCUGCACAAUGGUUCGAUGGCUGCGAAAAGGUUCAAUUGGACAUUGUAUGA